Molecule: messenger RNA, 750 nt
Organism: Neltuma alba
Lineage: Eukaryota; Viridiplantae; Streptophyta; Magnoliopsida; Fabales; Fabaceae
Exons: 6
Coding region: 1-750 (249 amino acids)
Biological process (GO): male meiotic nuclear division; female meiotic nuclear division
Source: RefSeq, a predicted model, not a curated record
AUGAGUCUCACAGAGACCAUCAGACUUGUGUUCUCACUCUCUUGCCUCCAUGGACUUGGAAUUGGAGUCACUAGUUCAGAUACAUCUCUUGAGUCCUGGUUUUCAUCUGAUAGAUCUACUGGGUACCUUGAAGAUGUUAUUGCAGGCUGGAGUUUUUGGUACAAGCAACAAAAUUUACCAUUGUACUCUCUGUCUCAGGAUCAAAAGGAAACCCAUUGUCUGGCAGACCAGAUAGAUAUAUUUCCACCAUGUUCUUCCACAAGAACCCAACGCCUGGUUGAUGAUUACACCAUUCCAGACAAUGAAAAAUUCAGCACUGGGAGCCAAUCAUCAUCACCACAAGACACGCAUGCAGCUUCAACACAGGAAGAUAAUCCUGAGAAGAGAAAGGCAUCUAUACAAUCAGACGAAAACGAUACUUCAGUUUCAACUUCUUUCGAAGUGCAAUGGUUCAUUUUGCAGUUUGGUUUUGAUGUGUUAUGGAUUCCAGAGGGUCAGAAGAAGCGAAUUGCUUACCCGUUCGAGAUGGUGAAGCGAGGAGGGGCAAAUGGAGAAACAGUGCUUGAAGACAUAAAUCAGCAGAUGCGAAUGAGCCCAGCGAAGCCGAUUCCGCAUCCAGUGAGAGAUCGAGUGCGUGUUCCAUGCGAUUCUGAUCGUGGUUUUGGGAUUUCAGGAAAAGCAGUGGUGGCUCUUACUAGGAUUCACACACAGGGUACAGGAUCUAUCACCGUUGUUAGAACCGAGGGAUGA